AUAAACAUUAAUUCAAAAAAAAUAAACACUAAUUAAAUUAUAUAAAAAAAAACACUGAAAUCCUAAAUAAAUCAAUAAUAAAUUUAAAUGAGUCAAUACAGAAAUCAAGCUUUAAAAAUGUCCGUACAAUUGGAUUAACUCUUAGAGCAAGUCUAGGAAGUUCGUUUUGGCAUGUAUGAUAUGGCUGAGAUUCCUCACCUAUUUAAUCAAAAUAAUCUCUCAAUAGACGAUGAUUUAAAGACUAUUAGUGAGGCUUAGCAAUAUAUAAAUGAUAACGUAUCCGUAUAGCUUUCAGAGGAACUGAGUGAAGGAGUUUCCUAGAACAUAUAAAAACUUUACUAAUUAAAAGAGCAAGCUGCUCAAAUAAUAAUAAAUCUCCAAGCAGUUUUUCAAAAAAUGAAAAAUGGGGAGUUUGAAAUGAAAUUACAAGAAAAAAUUUGCAACUAAUUAGUUUUGAUCUCAAAUGUAUUAAAUAUUUGAUUCUCACCUAAUCUGAAUAUAGGUUUUAUAAAAAAAAACAUAUGCAAAAAAAAUAUUAACCAAUACCACUUAAAUUAAUUUACAAACAAUUUUAAAAAUAUAUAAAAAAGAACAUAAUUAUUACCAAACAACUCUUACAUUACUAAAUAAAAAUAAUAGAUUUACACAUAAAAAAUGUAUUUAAAUAACACUAAACAAAGUUAAAAUUUAACUAACAAAAAUUAAAGAACUAACUAUAACAAUCAACCUAACUUAAUAUAACAAUAUUAACAAAUAAAUAUUUAUUUUAAUGUAUUUCAUUUGCUUUAUGUAAAGGCUAUAUGUUUUAUUAUUCAUUACCGAUUCUACUAAAAUGCUA
Tetrahymena thermophila SB210 is the source of this 838-nucleotide messenger RNA. RefSeq lists its product as hypothetical. The transcript has a single exon. NCBI's taxonomy places the organism in Eukaryota, Ciliophora, Oligohymenophorea, Hymenostomatida, Tetrahymenidae. The record is from RefSeq and is a predicted model, not a curated record.